CUUCGCUUUACGCGUGACCUUUCGCCAAUAUCUUACCAGCACCAGCUUAACGAGUAAUUCGUUAGGUUUCUGGAGUGUGCCGGUGUAGAUUUAUCAUAAUGAAGCUUCUAACAGUUUUCGCCGUACUUUUGGCCAUAUUCGCCAUGGCAUUUGGAGCAUCCAUAAAAAAAGAUGACAAGGCACCGGAAGAGCACCGGAAAGAAGAGCCGAAGGACACCAAGAAUAUCAAAACCUUCAAAACAGCCAACACCGGACGGCAAGCGCGCCAGCUGGGUAUCGGCGGCGGGAUGGGCUACGGUGGACGGUUGGCCGGUUUACAGAGCCAACUGCAAGGCAUUUCAUCCGGCUACGGUUACGGCUACAAUAACGCCGUGGGAUUGGGCGGAUUAGGUGUGAACAACGGAUACGGACUGGCGCUGCCCUUCGGUGGCCUUUUAGGAUGAAGAAAACGUUGUCUAACAUAAGACUAUUCUUUUCGUUAAUCUCUUGUCCGGGUUAAACUGGGCUGGCCUGAUUUAACAACCGCUGCACGGUGAUGAAUGGACGCUGAAUGUGU
This is a messenger RNA of Paramacrobiotus metropolitanus, 556 nucleotides long. RefSeq lists its product as uncharacterized. NCBI's taxonomy places the organism in Eukaryota, Metazoa, Tardigrada, Eutardigrada, Parachela, Macrobiotidae. Bases 99 to 443 code for a protein of 114 amino acids. The record is from RefSeq and is a predicted model, not a curated record. The transcript has 3 exons.